AUGGAUGAGUCCAGUGAAUAUCAUUCGCCAGAUGUUGCGGAAAGUAAUCCGGCUACCAUGGAAGUUGUUGUGAUGGCUGCGGGAACCGAAGUGACGACUGUCGAGCGAAAACCUGGUGAAUCAAGAAAUCCCUCGAAGCGUUCAAUUAUCAGAAACUAUACACAGGAGCUAUUUGUGAAUGGAAAACAUAAUAUUCGCUGUGUGUUGGUGGAUAAUUGUGAAUACUCGCAGAAGUUGUUCCUUCAAACAAACUUCGAGCGUCACUUCCGGCUGUGUCACCCAGCUGCCUAUGAACUCCUAUGCAUUGGUCCAGCUGCUGCGAAGCAUAGCAGCUCGAAUGCGGAACCAGCGAUAACGAUACGGAUGACGAAACAAAGACUGAUAGGAGGAGUGGUAAAAAUGGUUACCAUACAUGGGCUUCCUUUCGAAUUCACGGAAUGGGAUGGUUUCCAAGAAAUUGUGGAACCAUUGCUGAAAGCUUUCAAUCUAACUGUCAACAGACACAACAUCAAACAGUAUGUGGCGAAAGCGGCAGAGGGUAUCGAUUGCCUUAUAAUUCAGGAGCUGCAUGGGUUGAUGAUUUCACUCAAGAUGGACAUCGUUUCGAAAAUGUACCGAAGUAUGCUUGGUAUCAACUGUCAGUACAUCAACAACACUGGGGCUGUUGUAAAGCGAAAUCUCGGCAUUAUUGAGCUGCAUAACCGACACACCAGCCAAUACCUUAAAGACGAAUUGCUUAAAAUCUUGAAGUUCUUUGGUGUCGACGUUUGUCAAAUCGUUGCUGUUACUAUAGAUAAUGCUUCAAAUAUGGUUAAACUAGUGAAGUUGCUAUCUGCCCUGAGCGAAUCGGCAAUCGAUUACUAUGUGGAUUCCGAGCAGUUCGAAAAAAUUCCGUUGAACGAAAUUGAAGUCGAUGACUCAGAUGUGCUCGAUAUCGAUUCUCCAGAGAAGCUUGUUGAUCAAGAGUGGGCACGUGUCCUUGAGGAUUUUGCGCCAGAUGAAUUUAUUACGGCUGUCCGAUGCGGAGCACAUACGACCCAGCUGGUAGUCCAUGACGUUUGUAAGCAGAGUGUACACAAAGCAGCACUCCGAGAGAUCAGGAAGAAGGUGAAAAAGUUUCGGUCGACUGAGUACAAAACAUUUUUCGACGUAAGCGAAGGAGGGACAUACCCACCGCUUCCGAAUGAAACUCGUUGGAACUCGAAUUAUAAGAUGCUUCUGGAGUUGAGUAAGGGAAGAUCGUUCUUCGAGAAGCUGGGAACGCAGUACCCGGAUUUAGACCUGUCCAACUAUUGGGGAUUCAUCGAAGAUUAUGUUACCGCAUUCAAUCCGCUGUAUCAAUGUACAAUCGCAGUUUAGAAACUCGAGCACACUCUUUCUGAUUUUUACGUCGAAUGGAUUCGAGCAUACGGCAUAAUUUGGGAGUUGGAGAAUUCCAACAGGUUCAAAGCACACUUAAUUACAGCAAUGGAUCAACGUCAGCAGAAACUUUUCUGCAAUCGCAUUUUUCGAGCGGCUGUGUAUUUUGACCCUCGGCUCAAUUUCAAUGGGUCCAAUUUGCUCUCUGCAGCGCAGAAAGAUGACGUUGUGGUAAGAAUCCUCUAUAAUACUAACCCAAAUUUAAACACUUCAAUGUGUUCCCCAAUUGAUGUGUUUUAUUGGAUAAUCAAUGUUAUUUUUUUCAGAAAUUUUGUUUGAAAAUUUGGGCUCGAAUCAAACCCGGAGGUAAUGUACCCAAUGAAAAUGAUUCAAACGCCGCAAAUACUUCAUUAAACGAAAUAACUACCGAAUCUCCAACAUCCAAUAAAUUCAGUCUGAAUGAAUAUUUGACUCGCACAAUUGGAUCCGGGGCUUCUCAAACGGUUCAACUUACAACACUGGAACUGAAGUUAAGAAGUGUUCAAUAUCAGGCUCGAAUUGACGCUGAUAAGCCUUUCAAUAUAAUUCAGUAUUGGGCGGGUAAACGAUUUGAGGAGUCGCAGCUGUGGAUGGUCGCAAAAGUAAUUUUUGGUGUACCUGCGACCCAAUGCUCUGUAGAAAGGGAUUUCAACCUUUUUGGUUCAAUUUUAACCAAAUCGAGAAACAAGCUGAGCUCAAAAAGUCUACAGUAUGUGCUCAAGGUACGAACAAACAGCACACUUGUAAAACCAGCGCUGGCAUACAUAUUCAACAAAGAUAAAAGCACUUUGGAGGAACUUCCAACAUCAGCACCUGCUUUAUGAUGUCAACAACAUUCAUCGAAACACACAACAGUUUAAACUGGAAUUGUCGAAAAGGAGU
Messenger RNA from Armigeres subalbatus, 2280 nucleotides. RefSeq lists its product as uncharacterized. Bases 1 to 1359 code for a protein of 452 amino acids. The record is from RefSeq and is a predicted model, not a curated record. Gene Ontology annotation, cellular component: nucleus. The transcript has 3 exons. Lineage: Eukaryota; Metazoa; Arthropoda; Insecta; Diptera; Culicidae. Gene Ontology annotation, biological process: regulation of transcription by RNA polymerase II.